Messenger RNA from Pochonia chlamydosporia 170, 1578 nucleotides. Its product is annotated as MFS nicotinic acid transporter Tna1. NCBI's taxonomy places the organism in Eukaryota, Fungi, Ascomycota, Sordariomycetes, Hypocreales, Clavicipitaceae. Gene Ontology annotation, molecular function: transmembrane transporter activity. Bases 1 to 1578 code for a protein of 525 amino acids. Gene Ontology annotation, biological process: transmembrane transport. Gene Ontology annotation, cellular component: membrane. The transcript is spliced from 7 exons. The record is from RefSeq and is a predicted model, not a curated record.
AUGGUUUCUCAUUCGGCUGAUUCGACCGAAAAGGUCGUGGUGCCGCCAAACCAUGACGAAUAUGUCAGCAAUGGCGUGAAGAUUGAUGAUAAGGCGCCCAGCGACACUGAUGAUAUGGGUGUUGCGACAAUCACCACGCCGCCUAAUUUUGAUCACAUUGAUGAAAAGAAGGUUCUUUGGAAGAUGGAUAUCCGACUAAUCCCCAUGCUCGCACUUCUGUAUCUGCUCUCGUUUCUUGAUCGUGGAAAUAUUGGCAACGCCGAAGUCGAAGGGCUCAGUGCCGAUCUCGGCAUCUUACCUGACCAAUACAACUGGUGUCUCACAGUCUUCUUCUUCACAUAUGCCGCGUUCGAAGUCCCGUCCAACUUGCUGCUCAAGAAACUCCGCCCCAGUCGCUGGUUGCCCACCAUCAUGGUAGCAUGGGGUCUCGUCAUGACACUCAUGGGUCUUGUCAAGAAUUACCACGGUCUGUUGAUUGCGCGUAUAUUUUUGGGCGUGACUGAGGCUGGUCUGUUCCCUGGUGUAGCUUACUACCUCACUAUGUGGUAUUGUCGACACGAAAUCCAGUUUCGCCAGGCUCUCUUCUUCAGCGCUGCCUCCAUAGCUGGCGCCUUUAGCGGUUUGCUUGCUUUCGCAAUUAGCAAGAUGGAUGGUACGGCUGGACUCGAGGGCUGGCGAUGGAUCUUCAUACUCGAGGGUAUCGCAACUGUUGUUGUGGCAUUUGCCGCCUUCUUCUUGAUUCACGACUUCCCCGACACGGCCUCCUUCUUGACGGAAGAAGAGAAGGCGUUCGUUAUCCAUCGCCUCAAGUAUCAGGGUCAGGCAAAGAUGACCGUAGGCGACGCCGAGACCCAAGCACGCGCGCAGGUCGAGCAGGCUGAAGAAUUCGAAUGGAAGUAUGUCUGGCAGGCGUUUAAGGACUGGCAGAUUUGGGUGAACAUCUUUGUGUACUGGGGUAUUGUCUGUCCGCUUUACGGCAUCAGCUUGUUCCUGCCGACGAUUAUCAAGAGCUUAAACUAUUCCAAGACGGAAGCACAGCUGAUGACGGUGCCGAUUUAUAUCACGGCUGCCAUCUUGGCCGUAAUCGUGGCCUUUUGCUCGGAUAGGGUUGGCAAGAGAAGUCCAUUUGUGAUUGCACCCAUGUGCAUGAUGUUGGUGGGAUUUACAAUGUGCAUUGCGUCUGGCAACCCAAAGGUCGUGUAUGGCGGCGUAUUCAUCGCGGCUUGCGCCAUCUAUCCUGCAUUCCCUGGUGUUAUCGCUUGGCUAUCAAACAAUUUGUCGGGCAGUUACAAGCGGAGUGCUGGCAUGGCGCUGCAGAUUGGUAUCGGCAAUCUUGGUGGUGCUAUGGCAUCCAACUUUUAUCGCAAAAAGGACAAGCCUCGCUACUUCCUUGGCCACGGCCUCGAAAUCGGCUUUAUCGUGCUGGGUAUAAUUGCGGCAUUCAUUCUCAUCCUGGGUUAUAGGAGAUUGAACCGCAAGAGGGAGCGGCAGCUCGCCGCCGGUGAGGCCGAUAAGUAUACUGCAGCAGAGUUGUCUGCUUUGGGAGACAAGGCAAUGACAUUUAGGUACAUGUAUUAG